CAGCAGAUGUCAAAACUUUUCUCAGACUUGCAGCAUAUCUUCAUGUUUGUUCCUGCUGGAUAGUUAAAAAUUUGUUGCUACGUUCGGUUCACCUCUUUUUGGCAAGUGAAAGUGUAAAUUAUAACUCACGCGUACUCAGAGGUCAAUAAAAAGCACAAUUUCCAAAGAAUAAACAGUUUCUGUUUUACGGAGCAAGAAAUGUGUCGAUCGAAACAUUCCUAAAACAAGAACUAUAGCAACAAGAAACAAAUCAGGUUUUACUCCAACAGCGAAUAAUACAGUUGUGGAUAGGAUAAAUUCAGCGAGAGUAGCGAGUGACAAUAUGGCAUCAAGCAUUGGUGGUUCUGUGUCAACGGUCUCCAAAAAAUCAUCCACAGCCGUCUCAGGGCAGACCGCAACGACGGGUAGGAAAAAAUCGGGCCCCAAAUUUGAGCUUUCGGAUGAGCAACGACAGGACAUCAAGGAAGCGUUCGAUUUAUUCGAUUCCGAAGGGACCGGUAUGAUUGACACGAAAGAGCUGAAAGUUGCCAUCCGUGCGUUGGGGUUCGAACCGAAAAAGGAAGAAAUCAAAAAGAUGAUCGCCGAAAUCGACAAGGAUGGUACCGGGAAGAUAUCUUUCGAGGACUUCCUGUCGCUGAUGACGGUCAAAAUGGCCGAGAAAGAUUCGAAGGAGGAGAUCCUGAAGGCGUUCCGCCUGUUCGAUGAUGACGAAACGGGAACGAUUUCAUUCAAAAAUCUCAAGCGUGUGGCCAAAGAGUUGGGGGAGAAUUUGACUGACGAGGAACUGCAGGAAAUGAUUGACGAAGCGGAUCGCGACGGGGACGGCGAGGUGAACCAAGAUGAGUUCCUGAGAAUCAUGAAGAAAACAAGCCUCUAUUAAUGCUAAAAUUUGUCGAGCACAAUUGGAUAAAUUCAGUACCUUAAUAGGAAGCCGCCACAUGAUAAAUGCACUUUUGAAAGCUGUAGCUGUAGAGAGAGUCUUAAAUAUAGGGCAACAAAAUAAUAACUGAUACAACGCUUAUUGAAACGGAGCACUGUCCUAAAACUAUUUAAAUCAGUGAUGCACUGUUCGUAGAUCAGUAGUAAUAAACUUAUACGUUUAAAAUAA
Toxorhynchites rutilus septentrionalis is the source of this 1108-nucleotide messenger RNA. RefSeq lists its product as uncharacterized. Bases 323 to 880 code for a protein of 185 amino acids. Gene Ontology annotation, biological process: mitotic cell cycle; centriole replication. Gene Ontology annotation, molecular function: calcium ion binding. The transcript is spliced from 3 exons. Gene Ontology annotation, cellular component: centriole; centrosome. The record is from RefSeq and is a predicted model, not a curated record. Lineage: Eukaryota; Metazoa; Arthropoda; Insecta; Diptera; Culicidae.